AUUGGUCCUCAGCCGUAUCCGGUGGGGCAGCGGUCCAGAGCUCGGGAAAAAAAAAAUCGAAGCGAGGAGGAGGCUCUGGUAACGGUACGCUUCGAGAAAAUACCCUACAUCCCGAGUCGCUGUCGGAAGGCUCGGCAGGAAUUUACAGUUUCUUCACAAAGGUUAGAGGUCACAGAGCAGGGUUGCGGUUAUCGUCAUGGCAUCUGGAAGUACGAGCAGCGAGGAGGAGCGGAGCCUGAGGGAGUGCGAGCAGUACGUGCAGAAACAUAACAUUCAACAGCUGCUCAAGGACUGCAUUGUCCAGUUGUGCACCUCCAGGCCAGAGAGGCCCAUGGGCUUCCUCAGGGAGUACUUCGAGAGGCUGGAGAAGGAGGAGGCCAAGCAGAUUCAGAACCAGCAGAAGGCCAGCAGUUCACGCUCAGACUCCCGCGAUGAGGAGGUGUCUCCCCCCAUGAACCCCGUGGUGAAGGGCCGCCGGCGGAGAGGAGCGUUCAGCGCAGAGGUCUACACAGAGGAGGACGCCGCCUCGUACGUCCGGAAGGUCAUUCCAAAAGACUACAAAACCAUGGCUGCCUUGGCCAAAGCCAUCGAAAAGAACGUGCUCUUCUCACACCUGGACGACAAUGAGAGGAGUGACAUAUUCGAUGCCAUGUUUCCAGUCACCUACAUCGCAGGGGAGACGGUUAUUCUGCAGGGUGACGAAGGUGACAAUUUCUAUGUUAUCGACCAAGGAGAGAUGGAUGUGUAUGUGAACAACGAAUGGGUGACCAGCAUUGGGGAGGGAGGCAGCUUUGGAGAGCUGGCGCUGAUCUAUGGCACCCCGAGGGCCGCCACCGUCAGAGCCAAGACCAACGUCAAACUGUGGGGCAUCGACAGAGACAGCUACAGGAGAAUACUCAUGGGAAGCACUUUGAGAAAGAGGAAGAUGUACGAGGAAUUCCUCAGGAAAGUGUCCAUUUUAGAGUCUCUGGACAAAUGGGAGCGUCUGACGGUGGCCGACGCCCUGGAGCCCGUCCAGUUUGAGGACGGCCAGAAGAUCGUGGUGCAGGGAGAGCCCGGGGACGAGUUCUUCAUCAUCCUGGAGGGUUCUGCGGCCGUGUUGCAGCGCCGCUCGGAGAACGAGGAGUUUGUGGAAGUGGGGAGAUUAGGACCAUCAGACUACUUUGGCGAGAUCGCCCUGCUGAUGAACCGCCCCCGCGCCGCCACCGUGGUCGCCCGCGGCCCCCUCAAGUGCGUCAAGCUGGACCGGCCCCGCUUCGAGCGCGUCCUGGGCCCCUGCUCGGACAUCCUGAAACGCAACAUCCAACAGUACAACAGCUUCGUGUCGCUGUCCGUGUGAGGGAGCGCCCCUCCCCCUCCCCCUCCCCCUCCCCUCCCCUCCCCCUCCCCCUCCUUUCAGACCCAGGGUCCACCAAUGCAAUUUUGCUUUUUGUCACAUUUUGUCUCUAUUCUGUUCGCUUGUCCCCCCCCCUUUCCCUAAAACACUCUUUAUUUUACACACACUUACACUUAUACACGCACACUUACACACACACACACACACACACACACACACACAGGUCAUUUUGUUAUCACCGGUCACGUAGGAGUGACUUUUAGCCAUUCACCAGCGCUUGUACCAGCUGCUGUUCGCUUCCUCGUAGGCACAGUUACACCGCCCGUUACUUACGUUCCCUACCUUUCUGCUGACUGCUGAUUUCUUUCUUUCCUUUAUUUUACUUUUUAAAAAAAACACAAAGCAGGAUAUCUGAAGGACUCGAGCGUCUCCGAGCGACGAGACAGACAAUCAGACUUUACGUGAGGCUUUUUCGGUGAAUCCGUUGCGGAUGUUUCAGCUGCGGAUGGUUUCAGCCGGAUUGAUCAGGCAGAGCGGAGCGGGUUUAGCUUCCGUUCGGCGGCGGGUGUGUCGAGACCGGCGCGUCUGUUCUGCUUCAUUUCAGAGAGCUUGAGGUUGUUUUUCUUUCAGUUUCAUUUUUUUUUUUUUUUUAAUUGUGCAGCUACCAGGCUAGUGCCAAAUGUUGAUUAUCGCCACAAGGCUAAAGACGCAUAGCCGUGGACACGCUAUCUGGAGCUCCAACAGAACGUAGUUAUUCCUGUCCUCCUAUCGAUAGAACGACCGUACAAGAACUGCCUUGACUACUCUGAAGAAAAAAAAAAUAAUAAUAAAAAGGAAAAAAAGUAUUAAGUGUAUUUCAGUAUUCAGUUUAUUUAGUAUAUACCAAAUAACUUGGUCACUCUUCUGCUAUGGUUUGUAAUCAAAAUGUUAUCAUAGUAUAGUUAAAAUAAUCAUAGUUCUAUUAUUAUCAUUGACUAAAUGAUAAACUUAUUGGUUUGGAGUGAUGGUGAUCUUUAAAAAAAAAUACAACAAAACUAUGUUUAACUGUCUUUUGUAAGCACUUAUUUUUCCAUAAAUUCUAUUUUAGGUGUCCAGUGCCACAAAGUAAAUAAAUGCUUCUUCGAAACAGUAUGUAAUCGUAUUGUGUAAAAUGUCACGGGCUCAAACUUUUUACAAACCGAGGAGGAGGAGGAAGAGGAGGAGGAGGGGGAGGAAGGGGGUCACAGCUUCCUGCGAACUGAUGGAAAGAGAGAAAUUAAAAAAAAAAAAAACUGAACCAAGCGAGAGGUUCCUGGGUUUCCUGAAGUAUUGGUGUGUGACGGCUGCACCGGGCGAGCCGACAGCGGGCCAAGCGAGAGAGAGAGAGAGAGAGCGAGCGAGCGGAUAUUUAUUUGAAACUAGUGUCAUUUUGCUUCUUGCCUGUUUGAGCGAGGUGGCCGUCUCUUCAUCAGAGUAGCUUGUGACCUGUUCUCUAUGCUUACUUGGCAUGAUGUUUUAGGCAACCAGUGAACUGGUAUGAAUGGAAGCGUGUUUUAAAAAAUAAUAAAAAAAAAAAAAAAGAUUAAAAAAAAAGAGCAGAGAAGAAAACCCUGCAUCCUGCUGCAGAAGCAGGAGCUUUGUCAGAUAUCUGGUUUGUUACUCCCCAGCUUAACUGCUUCACCGAUAUUUAGAUAGAUGGCAUAAAAUUGUUACGUCCUCCUUUUUUCUUUUUUUUUUUUUAUUUGAUCUUCGUUCUUUUUUUUAAACGAUCUUUACCAAAACCACGCCGUGGAUUUCUGGAUUAUGGGCUGAACUCUUCAUUCCCGCCUCACUCGUGUGUCACCAGAGCCGGCCUCCAGCCGGUCGGGUUUCCGUUGCUCGCCUCAUUCGAAGGGAGGUGUGUGUUCGUCACGAUGUCCUGAGUGCUGAUUUAAGAAGAAACGAGUGAAUGUUUUCCUCACACUGACCCCCUGCACCCCCCCCUCCAUCCCCACCUCCAGCCCAUCCACACCUGCGAGGGAGGAGACGCCGCCGUUAAAGGGUGGACGUCCUCGCCUCUGGUUUUUUUUUUUUUUUUUUUGGUCAGAAUCUAGUUUUGGUGUAAAUAGCUGCGUCAUCGGUUUUAGUCCCAACGCGUUUCUAGCCACACUGCAGUCGUCCCGGUUUGCCUUAGCUUACCUAAACCUGGGCUUACAGUAGUCGUCAGUCACUCCUGCUCGCCCGACCUUCAGUGAGUUUGCUGGGCCUGCGGCGCCGAGGAGCCGCCGCGAGCCGCCAAGAGGACCAUUCUUUUUCUAUUCUACCCUGUAUUUAGUUUGACCUCCUGUAUGUGCAAAAGAUGUUUAUCCUUUUGGUAUAGAUUGUUCCAGAUGGCAGUUUAAGCAAUAAAAAAGU
Molecule: messenger RNA, 3709 nt
Organism: Salarias fasciatus (jewelled blenny)
Lineage: Eukaryota; Metazoa; Chordata; Actinopteri; Blenniiformes; Blenniidae
Gene: prkar1ab
Product: protein kinase, cAMP-dependent, regulatory, type I, alpha (tissue specific extinguisher 1) b
Exons: 11
Coding region: 197-1339 (380 amino acids)
Biological process (GO): negative regulation of cAMP-dependent protein kinase activity
Cellular component (GO): cytosol; cAMP-dependent protein kinase complex
Molecular function (GO): cAMP binding; protein kinase A catalytic subunit binding; cAMP-dependent protein kinase inhibitor activity
Source: RefSeq, a predicted model, not a curated record